Topomyia yanbarensis is the source of this 1646-nucleotide messenger RNA. RefSeq names its product hydroxyacyl-coenzyme A dehydrogenase, mitochondrial-like. Bases 212 to 1090 code for a protein of 292 amino acids. Gene Ontology annotation, biological process: fatty acid beta-oxidation. The record is from RefSeq and is a predicted model, not a curated record. Lineage: Eukaryota; Metazoa; Arthropoda; Insecta; Diptera; Culicidae. Gene Ontology annotation, molecular function: NAD+ binding; (3S)-3-hydroxyacyl-CoA dehydrogenase (NAD+) activity. Gene Ontology annotation, cellular component: mitochondrion. The transcript has 4 exons.
CAACCCUGGCUUUGUCAAAGUUUAGUGUUGUAUAUAUAGCUCACCGCCGGUGGACGCAUUUUCAUUAUAACUCUUAAUUAUUAUCAAUUAUUUUUAAUUGUGCAAUUCAAAUCGAUAGUUUAGAAGGCCAUUCUGAAUACGUGUCUGUGUUGAGGUAAUAAACCAAGCGGCUUUACUAGUUCUCUGGUCCUCGAAUUCACACCUCAAAGACAUGACGUCACCAAUUAAAAAUGUAGUCGUAGCUGGUGCCGGUACCAUGGGUUCAGGAAUAGCAAUGGUUGCAGCAGCAACGGGUCAUACCGUUACACUGGUGGACAUGAGUCAACAAAUCCUAGAUAAGUCACGUACAGAGAUCGAAAAGAAUGCCAAUCGUUUUGCGCGCAAGUUCUUCAAAGAUGACCCAGACUCUGCUCAUUCGCUGGUCACCGAAGCAUUAUCUCGAACCAGCUACACUACGAAUUUGGAAGAUGCCAUUAGCAGCGCAGAUCUUGUGAUUGAGGCUAUUGUGGAAAAUAUGGAAAUCAAAAAAGAUUUUUUCAGACGUAUUGACGAUAUCGCUCCACCCCAUGUGAUUUUUGUUAGCAACACAUCUUCCCUAUCCAUAUCAGAAAUGAGUGCCAUCACAAAACGAGAGGAUCGCUUCGCAGGGUUCCAUUUCUUCAAUCCAGUACCUCUGAUGAAACUGAUUGAGCUAAUCCGGACUGAUAAAACAUCAGAUGAAACUUACACUGCUUUGUUAGCUUUUGGUCGUGCGUUGGGUAAAACGUGCAUCAACUGUAAGGAUACACCGGGAUUUAUCGUGAACCGUUUGCUGUUCACGCUAACCUCAGAGGCGCUUCAAAUGCUUGAACGUGGAGAUGCAACCGCACGGGAUAUUGACACGGCUACGAAAUUGGGAUUAGGACACCCUAUGGGCCCAUUCGAACUAAUGGAUAUGGUUGGAUUGGAUGUGUCGUUGAAUAUCAUGCAGGAGCGACAGGUUCGUUUCCCCAAUGAUCCAAAAAAUGUCCCAAGUCCUAUUCUGGAGAAAAUGGUUUCAGAAAAUAAGUUGGGAGUUAAAAGUGGCGAAGGAUUCUAUAAUUACAAGUAAAUUAUACGUUUGUUGCGAUAGUUAUUUUAUUAUUGGUUAUGGUUCAAUACAUAUUGAUAUGAUGGGCUAAACAAUCAAAAUGUAUUUUUUUCUUUCGACACAAGACAUAGGGUGAUGAGCCCAUUUUCGCCAUGUUUCUAUUAUCACCCUACCCAUUUGAAGCCGUUGGUUAGAGCAGUGUCUGCCAUCUUUGUUCAACGCAUUUAGUCAAAUGGUAGCGCAACAAUAGGGGCACUCGAUUCGAGUUUUCGUUGCACUCAAACACGAGAAUUGUUUCAGCGCAUUUGUAUUAUUAUAUUUGUUCUUAACAGCGAAGCAAAGUUGUUAAUGUCAAUUUUUACGCAUUUCAUUAAUUGCAGGCCGAGGAAUUAAUGAAUGCUUACUAUGGUGAAAAUAGGCGCUUUACCCUAUGUAUAUUGAAACUUUUCUAACGCCCUACCCCUUUAUUCUCUGCAGACCCGCCGAAUGCUCGGUGCAUUUUUUCCUAUCUGCACAUUUAACCCUUUUAUAAGGCAGUGGCAACUAUAUUGGCACCAACAAUUCUUAGCCAACUGUC